Aspergillus novofumigatus IBT 16806 is the source of this 1702-nucleotide messenger RNA. RefSeq names its product translation elongation factor Tu. Gene Ontology annotation, biological process: mitochondrial translational elongation. Bases 78 to 1400 code for a protein of 440 amino acids. Lineage: Eukaryota; Fungi; Ascomycota; Eurotiomycetes; Eurotiales; Aspergillaceae. Gene Ontology annotation, cellular component: mitochondrion. The record is from RefSeq and is a predicted model, not a curated record. The transcript is spliced from 5 exons. Gene Ontology annotation, molecular function: translation elongation factor activity; GTPase activity; GTP binding.
UCCGGCUCCAUUUCUUCCUUUCCAUCGUGUUUGCUCUUGUCUCUUUUUGUCUGUCGUUCUAGUCCAGGGCAGUCAUCAUGUCGAGCAUCUCCAGAACCGCAAACCUUCUCCUGCGCUCCAGCAAGGCUUCUUUGCUGCGUCCUCGCGCCCUCAACCCCGUCCAACAUGUGUUUGGCAACAACAAACUAGCUGCUCGUGGGCUGGCUAGUGCCUUCGAGCGUACUAAGCCUCACGUUAACAUUGGUACCAUUGGACACGUCGAUCACGGCAAGACCACCUUGACCGCUGCUAUCACCAAGCACCAGUCGGAGAAGGGCCUUGCCAACUUCCUUGAAUAUGGUGCCAUUGACAAGGCUCCUGAGGAGCGCAAGCGUGGUAUCACCAUCUCCACUGCUCACAUUGAGUUCUCGACGGACUCCCGACACUACGCCCACGUCGACUGCCCUGGUCACGCCGAUUACAUCAAGAACAUGAUUACUGGUGCUGCUAACAUGGACGGCGCUAUUGUCGUCGUUGCUGCCUCCGACGGUCAGAUGCCCCAGACGCGUGAGCAUUUGCUGCUCGCCCGCCAGGUUGGUGUCCAGAAGAUCGUUGUCUUCGUCAACAAAGUCGAUGCUAUCGAUGACCCGGAGAUGCUGGAACUUGUCGAGCUCGAGAUGCGUGAGCUGCUGAGCAGCUACGGUUUCGAGGGUGAAGAGACUCCGAUCAUUUUCGGUUCCGCUCUCUGUGCUCUCGAAGGGCGCCGUGACGACAUCGGUAAAGACAGAAUCGAGCAGCUUAUGAACGCUGUUGACACCUGGAUCCCCACCCCUCAGCGUGACCUCGACAAACCUUUCUUGAUGUCUGUCGAGGAAGUGUUCUCUAUCGCCGGCCGUGGUACCGUGGCUUCUGGUCGUGUCGAGCGUGGUAUUUUGAAGAAGGACUCUGAGGUUGAGAUCGUCGGAGGCUCUUUCGAACCCAAGAAGACCAAAGUCACCGACAUUGAAACCUUCAAGAAGAGCUGUGAUGAGUCGCGUGCUGGUGACAACUCUGGUCUCCUCCUGCGUGGUAUCCGCCGUGAAGAUGUCAAGCGUGGUAUGGUCAUUGCUGUUCCCGGCAGCACCAAGGCUCACGACAAGUUCCUCGUCUCCAUGUACGUCCUGACCGAGGCCGAGGGUGGUCGUCGUACUGGCUUCGGUGCCAACUACCGUCCUCAAGUCUUCAUCCGUACUGCAGACGAGGCUGCUGACCUCAGCUUCCCUGACGGCGACGAAUCUCGCAGAGUUAUGCCUGGUGACAACGUCGAGAUGGUCCUGAAGACCCACCACCCUGUUGCUGCUGAGGCUGGUCAACGCUUCAACAUUCGUGAGGGUGGCCGGACUGUCGCUACUGGUCUGAUCACACGUGUCAUGACCGAGUAAAGGGCUGGUUCGCAGAUAAACCACGAGGCAUGACCGACUGACUGGCUGCUCUGUAUUAUAAGAAAAAAUAUACUUUCAAUGUCUUUUUGUCGCACCUUCUUGCAGCGCGGGAAACGGCAAAGGUAUCUAUCAGGAAGGUUUGCGCAGGCGUUUUUUGAGUCAUGUCAUGUAACUUUAUGUAUUGAAAGCAUGUAGCUGGAUUUUGUUAUAUCUCUCCUCCUCUCUUCCAUGUCCUUGAUACGAAUAAACGAUGUGUAUGGAUACAUUGAGAAUCUAGUUCCAAGUAGCUGCCUUUUGGUAAU